Molecule: messenger RNA, 1716 nt
Organism: Prorocentrum cordatum
Lineage: Eukaryota; Dinophyceae; Prorocentrales; Prorocentraceae
Source: the annotation of a GenBank genome assembly
CGCGCCUGUCCACGUAGGGAGGCGGGUCUGGCGCCGACCCCUAGGGAAGUCCGCGCGGGCCUGCACGAGAGCUCUGUUCUGCACCGUGCAGCUCCUGGGGGCCCUCUGCUGGAGUACCUCGCCGCGGGGGAGGUGCUGCGCGACCUGCCCCUGGAGGGGGGCGGCAGGCUGCGGGUGACCCGGCACGAGGCGUCCGAGCACGAGGCGCCCGCCGGCUUCCCCGAGGGCUCGCGCCAGGAGUGGCGGGUGCUCACCUUCCAGCCCGACGCGGGCGCGCGAGGCUGCCCAGAGGGCGACCUGCUGCAGGCCGUCGCGAAGGUGUGCGUCUCCCCGCCGGGCGCCUCGGCGCCGCCCGUGCUCCAGCGCGCAGACGCGCUCUCGCUCGGGCCUCUGAGGUCGGCCACGCGUCAGAGUGGCCCUUCGCAGGAGUGGCCUCUGGCCGACAGUCGGGCAUUCACAGAAGCCCCCCCCCAACAAGUCGACGGGGGGAGUCUGCACGGGUUCCAUCGACAGUGGCACUCGAGUGUGUUGGUGCAGUUCCCCGUCAGUUUCGCUAAUCGACGUGUGGUUUGCCCGAUGUAGCUCUUGGACAUCGAUUAGCUAUUCUGCCGGGGUCCACUCCGAAUGCGGCGCCGUGCGUACGUGGGCUGACUGUGGCAGCUUUCACUCAAGGGCGAUUCGCUAAAGGGGGUUGUGUCCACCCCCGAGAGAAGGGCCCCCCCAAGCAUUGGCUUGCACGAUUAGGCUUGGCGUCCCCGCGGGCCCCUAAAGCCGCGCACCAAAGGUCACUCCUGCUCAGGGUCGCUCUUACGUGUAGCCCCGUAGGUCCAUGGUCUCGGUGGCGCUCGCGGCGCUGAGUGCGCUUGGGGCGCCGGCGCUGCGCACGGGCGCGGGCGCUGGCGAGCGCACCGCGGAGCGCCUGCGGGUGCUGUGCAUCGGGCUGGGGGCCGGCGUGAUGCCGUCCUUCCUGUCACAUCACGUGCCGCUGUGUGACGUGGACGCGGUGGAGCUCGAGCCCGCGGUAGUGGCCGCCGCGUUGGGCCCGCUGGGCUUCCGCGAAGGCCCGGGCCUCCGCGCCAUCACGGGCGACGGGGCCGCGUUCGCGCUCGAGGCGGUGUCCGCCGCGGGCGCGAGCGUCGGCGGCCUCUACGACGCGGUGCUCAUCGACGCCUUCGACGCGGCGGGCGACACGCCAGCGCCGCUGUGGAGCGGCGACGGCGGCGUCUGCCAGGCGCUGGCGCAGGGCCUGCUCCGCGCGGACGGCGUGCUGGCGGUCAAUCUGCUGGAGAGCGUCGACGUCGCGUCUAGGCUGGGCGCCUACCGGCGGGCCCUGGCGGCGUGCGGCAGGGACGCCGGGCCAGGCUUCUCGGUGCGCACCUCCGAGUGGGAGGUCCGGGCGAGGGGCGCAGGGGCGCAGGGCGGCGAGGGCGAGUUCGACGUGGUCCGGGUGGAGGGCGGCGCGGGCAACUACAUCGCCGUGCAGGCGUGCGGCGGGCUGGCGGGGGCCACCCUGGAGGAGCUCCAGGGCCGCCUGACCGAGGGCGCCCGCGGAGCCCAGGAGGCCACUGGGUGUCCCUUCGACAUCGCGGAGUUGGCGGUGCGCGGCCUGCGGCAGUGGUGAGUGCGGUGGAUAGCGCUCUGACGCCCGUGGCCACGUGUGCAAAGCAGUCACUCGCUCUGCAGGCGCCCACCUGUCCCGCAGGAUCAUGAUCGGCC